GGCGCGGCCGCGCGUCAGCUGCGCGCCGGAAGGGGCCGGCGGCUCCGCCAUGGCGGCGGGCCCGGAGCUGCGGGAGGGUGAAUAUCCUGAUUCACAACUUGGUGUCUUACUGGAGCACAGGGGAGUCAUUGCAUGACUGCAGCUUGCAUGAGUUCUUCGCAGCACUGAUGUCGUGAGGUUGUCUUGCUGAGCAGAACUGCUGCCUGACGCCCACUGGCAGAGAAGUAUUGGAUCUCCUUAUGACAGCACUUCACAGGAAACCGUAUGGUUACUGUAAAUGUUCCUCUCACCAGUGUAUCAUGGGAGAUGUGACGGAGGAGGAGAUGGAUAACGUCACAUUCAAAAGUGACACUGUGCUUUCUGAUGUUCACAUACACUGUCCAAACAAAAGACAUCUCAUGGUACGGUUGAAUGCAGUUGGACAACCAGUAUUCCUGUCGUAUUUCAAACUCCUUUGGAACACAGACGAUUGGGCAUCUGAGAAAUCUGGAAGAGAAGCUACAACUGAAAGAGAACACCAGUACAGCAGUGGAGAUGAACUGUGUGACAAGGACAGGAAUAAUCUAAAAAAUGAAAGGGAAUCGAAUACUGAAGGACUAGAAGCUCUGCUGGAUGAUGAUGGAGACUUGGAAGUGGUCAGAAGACCUCGAAGCACUUCUGAUUUAGAGGCGGAGGAUCUUUCGAGGGAUAGGGUAUAUCCUGUAAUUCUGAUGAAAGGGAAAGAAGAUGCUUUUGAAGACGAAGAACAAGAAUGCACUUGCACUGAUGUUGUUAAAAUAGAGCAUACUAUGGCAACCCCCUUAGAAGAUGUUGGAAAACAAGUCUGGCGUGCAGCUUUUCUUCUUGCUGACUACGUUCUGUUUAAACGGGACAUGUUCAGGUGUUGCACAGUACUAGAGCUUGGAGGUGGCACUGGAAUUACAAGCAUUAUCAUGGGAACAGUUGCCAACAGAGUUUAUUGCACAGAUGUUGGUGACGAUCUUCUGGCCAUGUGUGAGCAAAAUGUUGCAUUAAACAAACAUUUGAUGGAGCCAGGAGGAGGAGAAAUUAAAGUAAAGGAACUUGACUGGCUGAAAGAUGAAUUCUGCACUGAUCCUGAAGCUCUUUUUAGCUGGUCUGAAGAAGAGAUUGCUGAUUUGCAUGACCACUGCACUGUGAUAAUGGCAGCUGAUGUGUUCUAUGAUGAUGACCUGACAGAUGCCUUGUUCAGAACGCUGUACAGAAUCACACACAACUUGAAAAAAUCUUGCACAGUUUUCCUAGCAAUAGAAAAGAGACUGAACUUCACUUUAAGACAUAUGGAUAUUACAUGCGAAGCCUACAGCCACUUUAGAAAUACUCUAAAUGAUUUGGAGAAUCUCCAGGAUGGAAAAAUGAAAUAUAAUGUGGAGCCCAUUAAGCCUGAUUUCUGCCAGUUUCUCAGUUAUGAACGGAUCGAGCAGUUGGAAUUGUGGAAGAUUAUUGCUGAUCAGCUAACGUGACAGGGACAUGAGAAGACAGAAGAUAUUUAUUGAAGGACAAUGACUUUUUUUUGGAUGUUUAUUAAAAAAAAAUCCUGGUGGAGCCGAGUUCUCAGAAAGUAAUUCCACGCAGAUUUGCCUUACCUCAAUAAGUUUUUGUUUUGGCACUUAGGACAUGGUUUCUUUGCUUCUGGUAUGAAGCUGGUUAAUGUUGAUCUUCCGAGUACGUGCUGGAUGAGAAGUGGGCUGUGACACAGUACUGUGUGCUCUCCAGGACUGAUGGCUUAGGUUUUAGAUUCUGACAAAGAGGUAUUUAACCUUUUUCUGCAUGGCUGAUUUGCAGAUGUCAUGCAUAUUCCCUUCGGGUUUUCUGAACAUGGACACUGUUCUCAGUCUUAUCCCGAGUUCCACAAUAUGUGUAUUUAUGGACACUUGUGAAACAGUCCUCUGUCAUGAACUUUUCUUUAAACAGUCUGUUUAUGCAACGUAGUUCUUUGGUUUUGGUUUGUAUAAAUCAUUCUAGUUAGGGCAACUGUCUCAACUGAAAGGAGACAAGAUACAUUUUGUCUGAGCCUCUAAAAAUGUUCCACAUAGGUCUCGGAGUCAUGCUGGCAUUUUAAGCUAUUCUGUGCUCACCAGCUUGAGGAUAGGAAGGUGCCAUGUGAUGUGACCUCCCCCUCUUUAAAAGUUGGAAUUCUGAAUGUAUACAUGUGAGGCAGGGGAGAAGGAGGUGACCCACGUCUUGCCCGUGAGGGGCUUUCAGUGCCUUGGCUUUUGGAUUAAAGUACAACAUACUUAUCAACUCUCUCCUGUGUUAUUAAUGAAACCAAAGUUCACAGUAUUUGUACUUACUAUAAAUGUUACGUGUACUAUCAUGUUUAUAUCACUUGCCAUAUGUACACUGUCACUUAAGUUCUUGUGCCUACUGGAUUCUUUAGCAUUACGAGAAUGUUAUGAUAAAGCUGUCCCAGUCUGUGACUCGUGGGAGUGUGCAUACAUUACAUCAGAAGCAUCUGGUUGUCUUCUUGGAAGUCUGUUCUACAUUUCGUUUAGUUUGGUUGUUUUAGGUCAAUUAUUUCGUAACCUUAAUGCUCAUUUACAUGAAGACAUAUUUUUUCUAUUUUUCAUGUUGUUUAAUGAGAUGAAAGGUCAUUAGAUGAAGAUGGCCUUUUCCUUUGCUUAUAGCCAAUCAAAGAAAAAAUACGUUAUGUUGGCAUAUACCUGCCUAGAUUAUUGUAGAAAACUCUCAGAACCCUCAUUUAAAGCUGAAUGAUAAAACAAGCAAAGAAAACCCUAUAUUUUAAUCCAAAGAUUCCGAAACCAGAGUUCUUGGUUUUGGCGUGUAGUGGUUUUGGCAACAUGCCACCUCUACCGUCCUGAAUGACCGUCUUAACAGUUAGAACCUAAGCCAUAGACUAAAUGAACUCUGUGGACAUUUUAUGGACAUUUCACAGGGGUGGUUCAUGAUAUGUGGGUAUAAGUUGAAGGAUAGUGAUCAAUGAGCACAUACUGGAGACGGUGGGACCUGAGCAUAAUGUAAAUGGUGUGGAAUAAGGGGUGGACAUUGCACUGGUUUUGUCCGGGAUAGAGUUAAUUUUCUUCCUAGUAGCUUGUGCUAUGUUUUGGAUUUGUGAUGAAAACAGUACUGAUAACACAGUGAUGUUUUAGAGUUGCUGUGCAGUGGUUACAGAGCAUCAGGGUCGUCUCUGUUUCUUAUGCUGCCCUGCGGGUGAGUAGGAAGGGAAGGGGAUGCAGCCAGGACUGCUGACCGCAGCUAACCAAAGCCAUGUUCCAUACCGCGUGGUGUUGCGCUCAGUAAUAAAAGCUAGGGGAAAGAAGGAGGUGGGAGGGACGUUUGGAGGUACGGUGUUUGUCUUCCCAAGUUGCCGUUACACGUGGUGAAUCCCAGCUGUCCUGGAAAUGGCUGAACACCCGUGGGAAGUGGUGAAUGAUUCCUUGUUUUGCGUUGCUUGUGCACGCAGCUUUUGCUUUACCUAUUAAAUUGUAUUUAUGUCAAACCAUGGAUUUUUUCAUGUUAACGUUUCCAAUUCUGUCCCCCGUCCACCUGGGGGAGUGAGAGAGCAGCUGUGUGGUGCUGAGCUGCCUACUGGGGUUAAACCGGAGAAGUUUGUUUUGCAAUGUUAUUAACUGUGACAAAUUAACUGAAGAAAACUGUUUUUGAAUGUAGCUGCUCAUUUAACUAGUGAUUUUUCUGAAGGUUAUAGCAAGAGAUGAAUGUGAACUGAUGUGAAAUAGUGUGUGUAGUUAAAGAAGAGUUUUACUUGCACAGGAAUUCUGAACGCCUUUGGAAUUAUCAGCAGAAACUCAUCCAGGUAGGGGGGUACUCCAAAUCUCUUCAACAUAGAAUUCAGUCACUUUACCACAACUGGCUUAAAUUAGCAUCUGAGAAUAUAUGUAUAUACCUGUGUCUUUGUUUGAGUAAAUAUGAACAUCACUGCUGCUUGGGAAGCAAGCCGAAAUAGAAUUUCCUCCUGAAGACAUAAAGCUAAUCUUUCUGUUGAAGGGAAACAACUACUUUGGGGGUUCGGUGACGGAGGUCUACGGGUCAGCUUGCAAAUUUGGAUAUGACGCUUAUCACUGAUGAUAAGGAAUAGUCAAAAACAGGCAGUAAUUCUAAGAACACAAGAAUUGCAGAGUCUUAGAAUGCCUUGGCUUUGCAAUAUAAAUGAGAGAGAAGCAUAGGCUGACGCACCAGGGAACUGGCUGCUGCUACUUAAGGAUACUUAGUAAGGACCUUUUCAAUUUUGUUCUUAAUCAUGCUUUAAAUAGGUCACACAUGGUAGUAUUUUUUAGAACUCAUCACAUAAAUUUACACCUUGUUUGUUAGGAUGAUUAAAAGUGGAAAAUUGCUUAGUGUUAAGCAUACAGAUCAUGACUGGAAACCAAGUUAGUGCCUACAAUGAUAAUACUUCUGGCACGUUACCUGUAUGUAUAUGAUCAAGAAGGUGUUUUGUUGUUUUUUUCCUAAUAAAGCAUGAUUUUAAAAAAAAAUGGUAUGCUUGUGGGGUGGUGCAUCUGAAUUUUGAAAAAUUCCAACAGGUAAUGUUCUUAGAUUUUUGCCAGUCCUGUCUUGCAAGUGAUUUUUUUGCUGUGUGUUAGAUGCAGUUUGCUAUGAUUCUAAAAUCAUAGAAGAGAAAAUAUGCUGGGAGGGGUACUGGUGUGGACAGCGCUCCAGUAUAAAUUGCAUGUGGCUUUCUGGUCCUACAAAAAAGUCAAAGUAUUCAACAUCAGUUUGGAUUGUCUCGGACUUGUGAGCUACAAGGAAAGAGUUUGCACAUUUUAUUGUCAAACACUUAAGAGCUCUGCUGGCUUAUUCAUAUAUUUCUUUUGGAUCACCUUGUAGUGAGUAGGAAAAUAAAAAGGUCUCUUUUUUAUUUG
Molecule: messenger RNA, 4859 nt
Organism: Cygnus atratus (black swan)
Lineage: Eukaryota; Metazoa; Chordata; Aves; Anseriformes; Anatidae
Gene: METTL22
Product: methyltransferase 22, Kin17 lysine
Exons: 11
Coding region: 240-1481 (413 amino acids)
Biological process (GO): protein methylation
Cellular component (GO): nucleus
Molecular function (GO): protein methyltransferase activity
Source: RefSeq, a predicted model, not a curated record